AUGCUGGAGACCUACAGAAACCUCACUACUAUAGGAUACAUUUGGGAAGACCAUAACACUGAAGAACAUUGUCAGUGUUGUAGAAGGCAUGCAAGGCAUAAAAGAACACAUACUAGAGAGAAACCCUAUGAAUAUAAUCAGUGUGGUAAAGCCUUUACUCAAUACAGUAUUCUUCAAACUCAUAAAGGAACACAAACUGGAGAAAAACUCUAUGAAUGUAAUCAGUGUGGUAAGGCCUUUGCUCGACCCAGUGCUCAUCAACUACAUAAAAGAACACAUACUGGGGAAAAACCCUAUGAAUGUAAUCAGUGUGGUAAGGCCUUUGCAUGUCACAGUAAUCUUCAAAGGCAUAAAAGAACACAUACUGGAGAGAAACCCUAUGAAUGUAAUCAGUGUGGUAAGGCCUUUGCACAUCAUACUUCCCUUCAAUUGCAUAAAAGAACACGUACUGGAGAGAAACCCUAUGAAUGUAAUCAGUGUGGUAAGGCCUUUGCACAAAAUAGUCACCUUCAGUUGCAUAAAAGAACACAUACUGGAGAGAAACCCUAUGAAUGUAAUCAGUGUGGUAAGGCCUUUGCACGUCAUUAUCAUCUUCAAUUGCAUAAAAGAACACAUACUGGAGAGAAACCCUAUGAAUGUAAUCAGUGUGGUAAGGCAUUUGCCCAACUUGGAGGUCUUCAAAUACAUAAAAGAACACACACUGGAGAGAAACCCUAUGAAUGCAAUCAGUGUGGUAAGGCCUUUGCGCAACACAGUCAACUUCAAAGGCAUAAAAGGACACAUACUGGAGAGAAACCCUAUGAAUGUAAUCACUGUGGUAAGUCCUUUGCGCAACACAGUGCUCUUCAAAGGCAUAGAAGAUCACAUACUGGAGAGAAACCGUAUGAAUGUAAUCAGUGUGGUAAGGCCUUUUCACAUCACAGUCAUCUUCAAUUGCAUGAAAGAACACAUACUGUAUAG
Molecule: messenger RNA, 960 nt
Organism: Chionomys nivalis (European snow vole)
Lineage: Eukaryota; Metazoa; Chordata; Mammalia; Rodentia; Cricetidae
Product: zinc finger protein 431-like
Exons: 4
Coding region: 1-960 (319 amino acids)
Biological process (GO): regulation of transcription by RNA polymerase II
Molecular function (GO): DNA-binding transcription factor activity, RNA polymerase II-specific; RNA polymerase II cis-regulatory region sequence-specific DNA binding
Source: RefSeq, a predicted model, not a curated record